Messenger RNA from Hippocampus comes (tiger tail seahorse), 1652 nucleotides. RefSeq names its product E3 ubiquitin-protein ligase NEURL3-like. Gene Ontology annotation, molecular function: ubiquitin protein ligase activity. NCBI's taxonomy places the organism in Eukaryota, Metazoa, Chordata, Actinopteri, Syngnathiformes, Syngnathidae. The transcript has 5 exons. The coding region runs from base 517 to 1344 and encodes 275 amino acids. Gene Ontology annotation, cellular component: early endosome. The record is from RefSeq and is a predicted model, not a curated record. Gene Ontology annotation, biological process: ubiquitin-dependent endocytosis.
UAAAGGGGCCACUCUGGAUGUGGUCAUGGGCUGCAUGCGGUCCGUGGAUCGACAGUUUCUCAUCCCGAGACGAUAUUGUGUCAGCCUUCAUAUGGUAGCACUUGAAAUGCAUUAUUUUUCAUGUUUGUGCACACUGAACAAAAUGCAUUUAUUUAAAGGGAGCAUGUAGUGUCUUGCAGGAAUCCUGCUGUGUUUCCCAGAAACAGGAUCACGGUGCAAGUAAAUCUCGCAGUAAAUGUGUAACUUCCAACUGUGAUGAUGUCAUUUCAACUUUCCAUUCAUGGUGCUUUACUGUCACAUGUUCUCAUGCAUUAGCCAAUCAAAAUGAAUGGGUUGGUUCCUACAGAGGACGGCCGAACUUUCAGUUUCGAAAUGUCUCAUCAGUCCAACAUGUGAGAGGCAGGACCCAUUUAACUGCGUGCGCGUGUACAGUGAUGCUGAUAAGGCGUGGAAGAAUUUAAAGCUGGCAAAUGUGUCUUACUCUUCAAACUUCUUCAGCCAGAUGACAACAAUUAGAUGAUGGCUCUUGAGGCAGCUGAUGUUGAGCCAAAGAUGUCGCAAAGAUGUGGUUUCAGGUGCCUCGGUCCUCUGACGUUCCAUCGGGCCGUAGGAGACGCGGUCCACCUGAGUCAGGGAUGUUGCCAUGCAAAGAGGUCCAACGCCACCUUCAGAAACGGCCUUUUGUUCAGCAAUCGGCCCGUGAGGGUCCAGGAACGGGUUCGGCUGCGGGUCAAGGAAGAUUCUGCCUGCUGGCACGGAGCCAUGCGAGUGGGCUUCACCAGCGUUUCUCCAGAUUCCCGAUCUCUGCCCCUGCCCAGCAUGGCCAUCCCUGAAAUCCCCAGCCACCGGGAAAUCCUCAACCACUGGGCCGCCCCCGUGCAUGAGGAGUUCUGCAAGGCAGGAUCACAGCUGGAGUUUUGGGUGUCCAGCUCAGGCAGCUUGUAUGUGUCCAACCAGAACGGCUGCAAGCGUAAGCUCUUAGUAGGAGUGCCGCUCAAGCAGACUCUAUGGGCCAUGGUUGACCUUUAUGGGCAGACACGCUCCGUUCUUCUCUUGGGCUCAAAGAUAGGAACGAGGCUUUUCACCCGGAGGUCAUGUCAGAGUCUCCUCUCGCCUGUUUCUGACACAGCCUCCUUGACAUCUGAUGAUUCUUCCGAUCUCAACCUGCUGCUGCAAUCAGAUGGAGAAGAAACGAUAUGUGUGGUGUGCAUGGCUCAGGAAGCCGACAUCAGUCUGCCUUGUGGCCACCGCUGUAUGUGUCGCCCGUGUGCUAUCGGGGUCUUGAAACAUUCUGGGAGGUGCCCCCUGUGCAGGCAGAGAAUGAAGUCAUCACCGGAGGCUUGAGAGGUUGCUGCUGACAGACGACGACAAUCUGUCAGGGCACCUUCUUGUUCUGUAAAUCUGAAUCUUGUAGCACUUGUAAUUUGAUGUUGUACUUCUAGGUGAAGAAAAUACACUUUUAUUUUGAUUCAUAAUAAAAUGUAUAGGUUAUCCAUUGUUAUUUUGCUUGCUUGGAUUUUGUUUUUAUAUGGAAGGCGGAGCUUUGUUUGGAGGGUUCAUUCUUGUUUACGCAAUCGUUUUUAUAUCAACUAUCGAAUAAAAAUGCAUGUAUUAUGUGAAACACCAAAUAAAGCUGCAGCUGAAGACCUUCA